AUCAAAGCUUUAGAGCUCCACAAGGCACACCUCAAGGUUAUCAACAGACAGGAGGCUAUCAACAACCUCCACAAUAUGGCGGUUACCAACAACCUCCACCACAAUAUGGUGGUUAUCAACAACCACAAGUAGGAGGUUACAAUCAACCACCACAGCAACCACAAGUAGGAGGUUAUCAACAGCAACCACAACAAUACGGAAACCAUCAACAAUCACAAUAUGGUAUUUAUCAACCACAAAUGCAAUCUCACCCACUUAGACCGUUUUUUGAUGCUGUUGAUUUGGAUAGAUCUGGAAAAAUUACUUGGAUAGAGCUUCAAAAAGCACUCACUCAACCAGGAUCUGAAUUUACAGGAAAAGUCUUCAGUGAAAGAUGUGCAAAAAGAUUAAUUAAAAUGUUUGACAGGAAUAAUAAUGCUGAAAUUGAUUUUGAGGAAUUUAUGCAAUUACAUCAAUAUUUACUUCAAAUGAAGCAAGGAUUUGAGUUUGUAGAUACUGACAAGUCUGGAAGUUUAUCUUUUGAUGAAAUCUCACGAGCACUUGCUCAGUCAGGCUACAGAAUUUCACCAAUUGUGUUGCAAAAGAUAUUCCAAACUGUUGAUACACAAAAAAAGGGAUCUUUAAAUUUUGAUGGAUACAUUGAACUUUGUGUUUAUGUUGGUAUUGUCAGAAAUAUUUUCCAACCAAAAGACUUUUACAGAAACGGACAAGCUACUUUUACUUUUGAUCAAUUCUUGGAAGCCUGUACAGAGCUUUAUGUGUAGAUAGUAAUAAUAAUAUUAAAAUAUAAUUU
Molecule: messenger RNA, 793 nt
Organism: Naegleria gruberi
Lineage: Eukaryota; Heterolobosea; Eutetramitea; Acrasida; Naegleriidae
Product: programmed cell death 6 protein
Exons: 2
Coding region: 240-764 (174 amino acids)
Molecular function (GO): calcium ion binding
Source: RefSeq, a predicted model, not a curated record